UUCACGCCGUACGUGAUACGCCUCUGUUGUCGGUGUUGAGAUCUUGCAGCUUCUGCGCACUCUAAGCCACACACUCUACAGCUUCCUUUGAAGAUUAAUAAAAGGAGAGAAAGAAACCAAAGCUAUAACAGCUCUGGUCUAGGGUUCUGAAUUUUUUUGGAUCUAUACGCAAAGGAAGACGGAAAGGUUAACGGAAAGGUUAAGGAAAUGCUUGAUUUGUUAUUCUUUUGGUUGCUGAAUUGUCGAAAGUCGGUCGCCGACUUAUGCUAGUUGGAUUUUGGAAGGAGGAGGAGGCGGAGGAGUGUAUGAGAGAAUUGGUUGCUGUUUGGAAUUUAUUUGUGGUGUUGAAGGAUUCGAGGAGGAGAAUAUGGUGGGAUUGUGGGCUGUUCAUAAGGAGCAGGGGUAGGUGGGGUAAAUGUGGCUGAUCCUCUCUUCGUAAUUAUUUUUGUUGCUUCUGGUAUUGUUGAGGUUUAUUAUUGUUGUUAUUGCUGGUUUGCUUUCUGAACUGGCUCAAGCAGAUCGUUGUUUGGACAAACGCUUGUUAAGUUUGGCAGUUUUGAUAGAGAGAACCAAAAGAUAAUGCAGCAAGAUCACCGGAAGAAGAAUUCAACAGAGAUGGACUUUUUCUCUGAAUAUGGUGAUGCCAAUAGGUAUAAAAUUCUCGAAGUUAUUGGCAAAGGCAGUUAUGGCCUUGUUUGCUCAGCAAUAGACACUCACACUGGUGAAAAAGUGGCAAUAAAGAAAAUACGUGAUAUUUUUGAACACAUAUCAGAUGCUGCUCGUAUUCUUCGUGAAAUAAAGCUGCUUAGACUCCUAAGGCACCCUGAUAUUGUAGAAAUUAAACAUGUUAUGCUUCCACCUUCAGGAAGGGACUUUAAAGAUGUUUAUGUUGUUUUUGAGUUGAUGGAGUCAGAUCUGCAUCAAGUCAUUAAAGCCAAUAAUGACUUGACGCGAGAGCACCAUCAAUUUUUUCUUUACCAGCUUCUUCGGGCGUUAAAGUAUAUCCACACAGCAAAUGUCUAUCAUCGAGAUUUAAAACCUAAGAAUAUAUUGGCAAAUGCAAACUGUAAACUUAAAAUUUGUGAUUUUGGGCUAGCAAGAGUUGCUUUCAGUGAUGCCCCCUCAACAAUAUUUUGGACGGACUAUGUUGCAACACGAUGGUACAGAGCUCCUGAACUUUGUGGAUCAUUUUUCUCCAAGUAUACACCAGCAAUUGAUAUAUGGAGUAUAGGCUGCAUCUUUGCUGAAGUACUAACAGGGAGACCACUCUUUCCUGGAAAAAAUGUUGUUCAUCAACUGGAUUUGAUGACGGAUCUGCUUGGUACCCCAUCAUUAGAUACAAUAUCACAGGUUCGAAAUGAUAAGGCAAGGAGAUAUUUAACUACCAUGAGGAAAAAGCCGCCCAUGCCAUUUGGUCAGAAAUUCCCAAAUGGUGAUCCACUGGCGCUGCGUCUACUGGGAAGGCUACUUGCUUUUGAUCCAAAAGAUCGGCCAACGGCUGAAGAGGCACUAGCAGAUCCUUAUUUCAAGGGACUGGCAAAAGUUGAAAGGGAGCCAUCCUGUCAACCAAUAACAAAGAUAGAGUUUGAGUUUGAGAGGCGAAAGGUCACAAAGGAAGACGUAAGAGAGCUAAUUUUUCGCGAGAUACUUGAAUACCAUCCUCAGUUGCUCAAGGACUACAAAUGUGGAACUGAGAGGACUAACUUUCUUUAUCCAAGUGCUGUUGAUCAGUUCAGAAGGCAGUUCACACAUCUUGAGGAAAAUAGUGGUAAAAGUGGGCCGGUAAUUCCACUUGAAAGAAAGCACACAUCGCUUCCCAGGUCCACAAUUAUACAUUCAAAUACAGUUCCUUCCAGAGAACAGAGCAUUGCUUCCUUGAGAGUUCGACCUGCAGAGACAACAUACAACAAAACUUCCCGUUAUUCUGAGGGAGCUCAUGUAAAUAUAUCAACCCUGCCUGCGCCACAAAGAAUUCCACAAGGUACUGUCGCUAAACCAGGAAAAGCUGUGGGACCAAUUGUUCCAUAUGAGAGUGGAAAUAUCAUGAAAGAUGCCUAUGACCCUAGGACAUUUGUGAGAGGCUCAUUCCUUCCUGCUCAGACUAUCCCUCCAGCAUACGGUUACCGCAAAACUAGCACUGGGAAGCAAGAGUAAUCUGCCGCGGAGAACCUGCAUUCUUCAGAAAAGCAAGUCCAGCAGUGUGGCAUAGCUACCAAAUAUGCGCCAGAUAUGGCUGUCAACAUCGACUCCAACCCUUUCUUUCUGAACCGGGCAGGAGUGAAUAAGGUGGAAUAAGCUGAUGACCGAAUUAAAAUCAAUACAAACUCGUUGCACGCCAAGGCCCAGUACGAUGGGAUCAGCACUGCUUCUCACGGAAAAGAUGGUAGGUUCAGUAUGGUACGACGAGGAUGUACUAAAGCAGUGAAAGGUCUUGUGCUGAAUGGACGGAUCUAUGUACAGUAAGCAUGGAGCGAUGGAGAGCCUGUUAGGCACUAGGUCUGAUCAUGAGAACUAUGUAUUAGAUUGAGCUGUAAAAAAGACCUCAAGUGUAUUGCGGUAAAAUUCCAUGUGAGGACAUCAUUAUAAGAUAAAUUCACGAAGAAAGCAAGCGUUGCUUCUCUUUCCUCAUCGCUGUAUCAAUGCAAUUGUGGAUCCUUCUAGUUACUAUCUUGGGGAGAUCGCUCAAUAUGGUUGCUUUACGCCCUUUCUGUUUCCUGCCUUGCUCCGAUGUCUAAUGAGAUGGAACCGGUCGCUUCUUACAUUGCCCAGACUGUAUUUGUGGGAAUAUGGAAUCUAGUGAGAGAAGAGAGAGGGAACAGAAAAUAAAGAUCUCAGGUCCUUUAAAUUUUCAGUGCUGGAAUAUGGUUUUUCCCUUUUUUUUUUCCUUCAAAAAAGAUGUUGAACAUUUCCAAUGGAUGUUGAAUUUGAGUGAGCUAGGGUUGCUCAAUCAAACGAUACAGAGAGGUUUACUGGUGGCCA
Messenger RNA from Manihot esculenta (cassava), 2979 nucleotides. Its product is annotated as mitogen-activated protein kinase 10. NCBI's taxonomy places the organism in Eukaryota, Viridiplantae, Streptophyta, Magnoliopsida, Malpighiales, Euphorbiaceae. Gene Ontology annotation, biological process: protein phosphorylation; intracellular signal transduction. The record is from RefSeq and is a predicted model, not a curated record. The transcript has 10 exons. Gene Ontology annotation, molecular function: ATP binding; MAP kinase activity. Gene Ontology annotation, cellular component: cytoplasm; nucleus. Bases 580 to 2154 code for a protein of 524 amino acids.